Penicillium brasilianum is the source of this 812-nucleotide messenger RNA. Lineage: Eukaryota; Fungi; Ascomycota; Eurotiomycetes; Eurotiales; Aspergillaceae. The record is from the annotation of a GenBank genome assembly.
CUUGUGGCUACGCCUGCAUUAUCUUACAGAAUUUGAAUGCCUUCCUCCUCCACUCUCUUUAUCUUGGCGUCCGAAGGAUUCUAAUUCCCAAUGAAUCAGAAUUGCGUUGAUAAUGCAUCGUUGAGUUCACUCGAAACCAACUUGCGAGCGAGGCCUGUUGAAACCUCGAAUAUUCUUCGCUACGAGAGCACUUUCUCCCCUUCUGGCUGCGAAUUCCCAUAUAACGAGGCCUCACACACUUACCAGAACGAACAGUGUUUUACGUCUGCCACAGGCAGUUUUGAAAACAUCGAUUCUAGUCAUGACUGCAUAGAUGGCAAUGAUAUUGAGGGGGGUUAUCCUCUACAAAACUCACAUACAAUGAUACAGCCAGUGCUACAGCCACUUUACCAAACAAGCCUCUCUCACCCCCUUAGCGGCACUGAGAUGACCACUUGGCCAUCUGGAUUUCUCUCGAAUCCGACGUCUGAAUUGGAAAAUGAAUCUGUUGGUGCGGUAACAUGCCGAAGAAGAGCGCAUCAGAUAGCAGAAAAGCGAUAUCGUGAAAAUAUCGAUCUCAAAUUCCUACAACUAGGGGAAGUCCUAAGUCCGGAUCAUCUCUCCCAGGAUAAUACGAAAAUGGUACCGCACCAAAUGUUUAAACGAAUGAAUCGAGCGGCGAUCCUCAAACACGCCCACGAUGACAUAUUGACUCUCCGAGCAGAGAUAAAAUCAAUCAAAGGAAAAUUUGAGAGCUUGCGGGAGGCAACUUUCCCUGACACAUACAAAUUCACGCUACGUGACGAUUAAAACGGCUUUUGGAUAUAGCACCU